AUGGACAUGAAGCUGGAGCCAUACGCCAUUUUCAACGACGCCUUCGGCACACAGCCAACAGCAGGCCACUAUACCACCUUCUGGCCGUUUCCUCGUCUGCCUGCCGAGCUGAGGACGCAAAUCUGGACCGAAUGCAUACCUGCGCGCCGUUUCAUACGCGUUCUUCUGGAUAAUGACAGAGUCGAGGUGUUCCCAGAGCUGUAUACUACCAAAAAUGAGCUCGGCAAUGUUAUCAGCGGCUGGCCUUAUCGUGUACGAGCAGCCGGAUCGAAAGAGUGGUCGCCUGAUACCUUGGCCAGGGUCAAUCGGGAGGCCAGCAAUGUAUUUCGCCGUAUUUGCCGGAUCUGUGCCAACCCCUACCCCGUACACAGUCCUACCUAUUUAGACCGCAACCCUCGACCCAUCAAGGCCGAUUUGACACAAGUCGCUGUCAGUACGGAUCCGCGUCGGAACGUUUUCUUAUGGAACCGCUUCAAGGCCAACUUCGGGGUAGGACGACAGAUAGAUGUGCGUUAUAUCCUUACUGCUAUGCCUUCCACCCAGUCCGCAAUACUCGGCCAUGCAGGUUUUGUCGAAGUACUGCAGAGGGACGACGAGAUCUGGGCCGACUGGACGGCCAAACUGGGCCAACAGGUGUGGGGAGAACGGAUGGACCAGGAGGAAUACGAGGCACAGCGCAUUUCUCUUCCGCAAGCAGCUAGGUUUUGGAGCUUUCCCCAAGAGGCGUUCGGAGACGUGCCUGAUAUCGACGAGAUAGACUUCAUGGGCACGGCCGCAUGGGAGCCAAAGAUGGUGAAGGAUCUCUCUGGGUUUCAUCCUGGAAUCGGGGUCUUCAACCUGCCUUGAAUGAUGCACAGAACAAACCAGCAAGAUGAGGCCCCAGACUGUCUGGAAGAAUGUCGCAAUCGUGACGCCAUGGAGCUGGCAGAAAGACGGGAUCACUGCGACGAGGGUGGGGUCAAGGUUGAUGUUGAGAAACUUCUGUUCUCGACCCUGGGAACGACGCCGGAGGGUUCGAUCAUCCUCAGGUGAAGCGGCGAAUGAGUGAGAAGAGGAGGCGAUGAGCUUGCGCCAAUACUUAACAGAGCCCCAGGUAUUCUGCCUUGUGAGCCAAGCAACAUAGUCGCCGAAGUACGGUCUCGAAUCUUGCUUGGUAGUGAGUCGCCCGCGAUACGCGCUAGCCAGGUCUCGAAACAGGACCGAUACGGACAUGUCGUCCACGAGCGCGUGGCUAAUCUAAAGCUUUCAGGCG
Messenger RNA from Pseudomassariella vexata, 1252 nucleotides. RefSeq lists its product as uncharacterized. Bases 1 to 846 code for a protein of 281 amino acids. The record is from RefSeq and is a predicted model, not a curated record. The transcript has 2 exons. Lineage: Eukaryota; Fungi; Ascomycota; Sordariomycetes; Amphisphaeriales; Pseudomassariaceae.